UUACAAAUAAGUAUCGUAUUUAUUUAUGCUGAAACUAAUCCCAUACUUUUCCUUCUCCCCACCUAAACUCACUUUCCCUUUCCCUGUAUCUUUCAUUCUCUCAUAAUCUGUUCAAAAAAAUGCACAGGCUCAUGUUGGAGGAGGAAACUUUAGGUACCAAUAGUUUUGCCGGAGAAAUGCGGACCUAUCCGGAAUUAUCGCCGGAUGCGUCAUCGUCCCCCAGCUUUAACUGUUAUUCCAAUAGCAGCUUAGCAGAUAUCGCCGCAAGAGUCGUCCAAGAAUUCCGAGCUGAUAAAGAGACUGAUUCCGAAUUUCUGGACGACUUUUUCUGCGAUCUGGAAGAUCAUCGUUUAGAUCCGGAGGAUCACGAGGAGGACAGAGAUGAGCCAGAUGAAGGAGAUUUCGAAUUCGCUUUUGUCCCGGGAGCGGGGGAUGCGGGGUUCUCUCUCAUCUCGGCCGAUCAAAUAUUCUACAACGGACAGAUCCGGCCGGUGUAUCCAAUUUUCAACCAGAAUCUGCUCUCAGGCGAUAUGAAAUUGAGCAAUGGAACCUCUAAAUCGUCGCCGGUUCGCCUGCCGUUACGAAAGCUGCUAGAAAAUGAACGUGAUAAUCUAUCAUCGGAAGACGAUGAGCUCGACGGAAUUCCGGCGGGAACCUACUGCGUUUGGCGGCCGAAGGAGGAAGCAUUACUAGACAGGUGCGCGAAAAGCAACUCUACCGGCGCAUCAAAGCGCUGGAGAAUUCGAGACCUCCUCCACCGGAGCCACAGCGACGGCAAGGAGAAAUUCGUCUUUCUGGCUCUUUCCUUCAAGAAAGGGGAUUAUAAAAACAAAGGAGAUAAACAGGUUGUAACCGAGAGUCCCCCACACGCCGGAAAGCCGGUCGGAGUUACAAAAUGCAUAAAACAGAGGAAAUAAACGGCGCUCUGAUCUGCCGUACCGACCUGUUUUGGUGCUAACGAGAAAGACGGAUGGAACCUUCUAGACGGGAUGCAAAAAUAUGAUUACGCCGUUAACUUUAACGUCGAUUAUUGGUAUUAGAAGCUAAUUGGACGGAGAAAGCGUUGUGUACAUAGAUAGAUGCGGGUGUGACAGUGUGGUAAAAGGCGCGUGAGCCUGUAACACGAUCAAGUCUAUAGUUUGAAAGCCAAAAAAAAUUGUGUAUUGAAAAUUUGAAAGAUGCGAUUAAAAUUGUACGGUUUGCGGUAGAAAAAUGAGUUACACUUGACACUACGGAUAGUAUUUUUCCAUGUUUGAAUACUUUUAGCUUUGAUGAAUAGGUUAUUUCUCUUUAUCAAAACUCUUUAUCAAUAAUGAAACUAAACAAUUUGUGUACGGGA
Messenger RNA from Cuscuta epithymum, 1339 nucleotides. NCBI's taxonomy places the organism in Eukaryota, Viridiplantae, Streptophyta, Magnoliopsida, Solanales, Convolvulaceae. The record is from the annotation of a GenBank genome assembly.